UGGCAAUCCCCUCCAGUAUCUUUACUAGGAAACUCAAAUAGGGUCAGGAAGAAAAACCAUGGAACUGAAGAGCUUCAAGGGGUGAACAUUCACAGAGUCUCCAGAAACUGGGAGGGAGGGUGGUGAGGUCAUGUAAUUCAAAUUUUCACCCUUGACACUUCACGUGAAGUGGUAGGGGCAGCUCAAGCUGGCUCUUGUGAACCCAUUGGCAUAUUUGCCCCUCUGAAAUCAGAAAAUGCUACCAUUCAGGGCUUGAUUUAUCAUUCUGUUGAUUGUGUAGACUUAAGUGUUAGAAACAAUGUUACUAAUAGAGAUUAAAUUAAGAGUAUGUCAUGGAUACAUUUGUUUGUUUGUUUUUGUUUUCCAGAGAGCUUGUUAUUAUACAUUUUCCAGCAUAUCCCUGUUGGAUGGAUGGAUUUUCAGAUCUGUUUUCUUUCGCCUUUUUAGAUUCAAACUACUUUUGUUUUCCUUCCAAAUAUGCCUAAGAUAAGGUCUGAGGAGGCAGUGCAUAUAGUAGUCCUUAGCCCCAGUUUCCCUGGAGUGCCCUUUGAUCGAGUUCUUUCCGUAUUAAAGGCCACGCCUGGGAUCUGAUUAGGCAUAACCAGAAGGCUGUGCAGAGGGAAAGAUGUGGAAGACUUCCCUGCUGCCCAAGGUUCUGACUUUGGGGGUCCUGGGACUCCUGAUUCAUGCCCCAGGGCAUCAUGCAGAUGACCUCAUCAGGACCACUGAGUCUGGACAGAUCCAAGGGACUCAAAUCAGUAUCAAGGGGAUUGACAAAGGUGUCAGUGUUUUCCUGGGAAUCCCCUUUGCCAAACCCCCUGUGGGAGCCCUGAGGUUUUCUCCUCCACAACCAUCAGAUUCCUGGAGCAAUGUGAGAGAUGCGACUACUUAUUCACCUGUGUGUUUGCAGAAUGUCACUCCCCUAGAAAGUAUGGCAAAAGUCAUGAAAGUAAACAUCCCUAUUCCUGCCAAUUCUGAAGACUGUUUGUACCUCAAUAUCUAUGUUCCUGACCACACAAAGGAGGGGGCCAGAUUGCCGGUGAUGGUGUGGAUCCAUGGUGGUGCUCUCACUUUUGGUGGUGCUUUCUUAUAUGACGGUUCGAUAUUGUCAGCCACCCAGAAUGUGGUAGUGGUCACCAUCCAGUACAGGCUGGGCAUCCUUGGGUUCUUCAGCACUGGGGAUGAGCAUGCACCUGGCAACUGGGGUUACCUGGAUCAGGUGGCUGCUCUGAGAUGGGUCCAGAAGAACAUUGCCCACUUUGGAGGAGAUCCUGACCUUGUGACCAUCUUUGGAGAGUCAGCUGGGGGGACAAGUGUUUCCUCACAUGUUCUGUCCCCCAUGUCCAAAGGCUUGUUCCACAGAGCGAUCAUGGAGAGCGGUGUGGCCAUCCUCCCUGGCUUGAUUUCUUCCAGCUCAGAAAUGAUUACAAAUGCCAUUGCCAAUCUGUCUUCUUGUGAUAGACACAGUUCUGCCUCCAUGGUUCAGUGCCUUAGGAGCAAAUCUGAAGGAGAAGUCCUGGCCAUUACCAAGCAUUUGAACAUAAUCCCUAGUGUGGUUGAUGGGCAAUUCUUCCCCAAACAUCCUGAAGAGAUGCUGGCUGCAGGAGAGUUCCACCACAUCCCUUCCAUUAUCGGUGUCAACAACCACGAAUAUGGCUGGGUUCUUCCUGUGGGAAUGAGCAUUCCUGGAUUUAAGGAAAACAUGGAUAAAAACAGUGUCCAGUCAGCAUUGCAAACUCCAGUUUUGGGUAUUCCCCCUAAGCUUGGGCAGUUGAUGAUGGAAGAGUAUUUAAGAGACCCUGAGGACCCGGGAAAAUGUCGAGCUCAACUCCAGGAAAUAGUGGGGGAUUUCCUCUUUGUCAUUCCUUCCCUGAAAGUGGCCAAAUAUCAACACAGUCCCAGCUCUCCAGUCUACUUUUAUGAAUUUCAGCACCGACCAAGCUGGGUUGAUGGAAUCAAGCCGGAUUUUGUGAAAGCGGACCAUGGUGAUGAGCUUCCUUUUGUCUUUGGAGUGCCUUUUUUGGGAGAGGGACCAGAAGAGGAAAAACUCCUGAGUCACAGGAUAAUGAGCUACUGGGCAAACUUUGCCCAUCAUGGGGACCCAAAUGGUGCAGACCUUAUCCACUGGCCUCUCUAUGACCAGAAGGAAGAGUACCUGGAGCUUAAUUUGCAGUUGUCUGUGGGAAACAGUCUGAGGAAGGAUAAAUGGGAGUUCUGGACCAAGACCUUGCCUCAGAAGAUGAAGGAAUCAUGGCCAGAAAAAGCCCGAGUGGAGCUGUGAUCUCUAAACAAAACCAUUUUUGCAAUUGUUGCAGACCAAUGAUACCUAAUCAUUUCCUUUGAAUAGUUCCUUGGUCUCAUCUAAAGUAUACUGCAGUUUUGAGUGAAGUACUUUGACUCUCACUUAUUACUGUUUUGGGAGAAUUUAAAUGGUAUUCAGAAGGAAAACAACAAAUUAAUGUAAGGAUUACUAUGUUCCAGCCACUGUGCUAAGAAACAGUCUUAUAAAUAUCAUCUCAUUUGAAAGGGACUUUCCAAUUUUGAGAUAAUGGGAAUCUGAUGAUACCAGUCAGUCCACCCUGUGUCUAGAGGAAAAAAAUCCCUAGUUCAUGUCAUAGAAUUAUAGUGGAGGUAGUUUCAUUUUCUGUCACUGUACCUUUAGGCCACUUGGUAUGGAAAGAAUGAUGAUUGAUCAAAUGAUUGAUUUAGAGUUGGAAGAUUAUUAGAAAUCAUUGAACAAGAAUGAACACCAAGGCCCAGAGAAGGGAAAGGACUUGUCCAAGGUGAUCCACACACUAAGCAACCAGGUCCUCUGACUCCAAAUCAAAGGUUCUUAGAACAUUGAGCUGCUGCCAGGGACUGGGGAAAAUAUUGGAUGUCUCUGUCUUGCUUCAUCAAUUAGCUAGCAUUUUCCAGAUAACACUUCUCUGAGGAGAUAAUGGGGUACGUUGAGAGUCUUGUAAACAAAACUUCAAGAUAAUCCUGCAACUCAAGUGAUUCUUUACUUGCAAAAGAGCAGCACAGAGACAAUUAGUAUCUGUGAACCCAAAUUCAAUGUAGUUUGUCUACAGGGUUCCUUUUACAUAGAACAAAAUUGCAAAAUCAAAGGAAAUCCUUCCUCUAUUCUGAGUGGUUAUGCUAACAAGAUAUUUCACAAUAACAAUACCUUUUACUAACAGGAUACAGGCAGGGGUCUGUUGGUCAAUGUUUAACAAUCAGCUCUCUGAAAAACCCAGAAGAUAUACUUUCAAGUUAUAUCAUUCACAUUAUCUCCAUCACUUUGUUAAGCUUAGAAAUCAAUAAAACAAUGACCCAAACCCUAAAUUGUAGUGGAUGCCAAUUCUGAGAUAUAAAUACUCAUGCUGAAAAUUUAACAACCAGCUCUGGUACAAGUUGGCUCUAGCACUUCCCUGAGAUACAGGGAUAUAUGGUACCCAAACAUUCUCUCCAUUUAGAAAAAUCCAAUAUUGAAUUGUCAAAACAUUUUUGUCACUAAGAAAAUAAGACAUAGUUGAUAUAGGGUUCAGACAAUUAUGGCAGGAUAAAGGUAAUAUAGAAUGUAAUAGAAGCUAGGUGGUCAGGUCACCUCACAUGUGGACUUCAAAAUAGCCUGCUGUCUAGUUUCCCUUGCUUCAGUUUUCUUCCCAGUCCAGUCCAUCCUCCACUCAAAUCUGAUGAUGUCAGACAUAUGCUGAUGUCACUCCUUAUAUGCUAAACUCUGAUGGUUCCCUUUACUUCUAAUAUCAAAUAUUAAACCCUUUGUUUGGCUUUUAAAGACCUUCAGAAUUUGGACCCUCCCCACCUUUUCCUUCAUUUUGGGCCUCCUUGGUGUUCCUCCGUCUCUGGGCUCUGGGCACUCUCUCUGGCUGCCCCCAUGCCUGGAACCUUCUUCCUCAUCCUCUGUCCCUCCUGGCUUCCUUCAAGUCUCAGCUAAAAUCUCACCUUUUGUCAGAAGCCUUUGCUAAUUUCUCCUUAAAGCUGAUGCCUUCUUACUGUUGAUCAUCCCCCAGUUUGCCUUGUGUAUAAGUUGUCUGUCCAUAGGUGUUUGCAGCUUGUCUCCCUUCAUUAGAUUGUGAGCUCCGUGAAGAUAGUUUUUUACCUCUGCACAUUCCCAGUGUUUGAGUGACUGGUGCCUGGUGUGCCGUUCAGAAAUACUUCACUCAUCCACCAGCUAUAUGAUGUUAGCAAAUUCUCUUUGCCUGUUGGAAUGUCUUUUUCCUUAUGAACUCAGUGGGAAUAAUAAAAAUGACACCAGAAACUUCCCAGAGUUAUUGUGAGCACCAGAGAGCAUUCAAGCUGGACAAGAGCUUAAAGAAUAUCUGAUCCAGGGGCAGCUAGGUGGCACAGUGGAUAGGCGCCUUUCCUGGA
Molecule: messenger RNA, 4368 nt
Organism: Phascolarctos cinereus (koala)
Lineage: Eukaryota; Metazoa; Chordata; Mammalia; Diprotodontia; Phascolarctidae
Product: cocaine esterase-like
Molecular function (GO): cholinesterase activity
Source: RefSeq, a predicted model, not a curated record